GGGUGGGGUUGAGCAAAAAAAAAGAAGAUUUUAACAGAAUCAAUAGAUAGAGAUGGAGAACAACAGCAACAAAGUUUAAUGAAAGGAGAUGAGAGGAGAAGACCCUCAAGAAGAGGAAGAAGAAGAAGAACAACAAGAGAAGAUGAAGACUUGUUGCUGUUGCUAACUCUCUCUCUCUCUCUCUCUCUCUCUCUCUCAUUUCUUCUUAGUUCUAACUUCCCAUCCUAAGUUGGGUAUAGCAAGAUUUGAUAAGAGUCAGUUGGUUAGUUGGUUGGUGGUUGGUUCAAUUCAGUUGUUAUCUCAUUCUUCUCUAUUCCUUUCCUCUCUGUCUUUAAAUUCUGUCAUUUAGAAUACAUAGGAUGGCACAAUUACCUCCCAAAAUCCCAAAUAUGACACCCAAUUGGCCUAAUUUCACACAUCAAAGGAUACCUUCCAUGGGUAGUUUGAUGCCAACCACAACCACCACCACCACCACCACCACCCAACACCAACCACAGCCUUCACAACAACCUUCAUGGGUUGAUGAAUUCCUCGACUUCUCAUCGGUAAAGCGCGGCGCUCACCGGAGAUCGGCAAGUGACUCAAUUGCCUUCCUUGAAGCCCCUCUUGUGGAAGAAUGCAGAAGCUCCUCAGCCACAUUAAGGCCUUCCAACCAUGAGUUUGAUAGAUUAGAUGAUGAACAACUCAUGUCUAUGUUCUCUGAUGACAUUUCAGCCAAUGUACCUCCCACGGUAUCAUCUUCCAAUCCUUCUACACCGUCAGAUCACAACAGUAUUAACGAUGAGAAGCCUACACCAUCUGAUCAACAGUUAAAGAAUGAGUCCGGUGAGGUCCAGAGCUCAUGCCAACCUGACCCUCCUGUCCCUCCUACCUCUGCUAAUGGUGAUCCCAUUGUUGAUCCUAAACGGGUCAAAAGGAUACUAGCCAACCGGCAAUCGGCGCAGAGGUCACGAGUGAGGAAGCUACAAUACAUUUCGGAGCUCGAACGCAGUGUAACAUCCUUACAAACGGAAGUAUCAGCAUUGUCACCGAGAGUCGCAUUUCUUGAUCAUCAACGAUUGGUGCUUAACGUCGAUAAUAGUGCUCUCAAGCAAAGAAUCGCAGCGCUUGCACAAGAUAAGAUAUUCAAAGAUGCUCACCAAGAAGCACUGAAGAAGGAGAUAGAGAGAUUACGGCAAGUGUAUCACCAGCAGAACCUUAAGAAGAUGGGCAAUACCGCACAUACUGCAACUAAUGCGCCACCUUCUGAUACCCAUGGUGGUGCAGACAAUGGGCAGCUGAUUAAUUGAAGGAGGGGUUGAGACGACCUUGAAAGGCUAUGGUGCAAUUUGCUAACCUGGCAUCCACAUGAUCUGUUUCCCUUUUCUGUAGGUGGGUCCUUACAAAGAUUUACAAAGUUCAAGGAUAGGAAAAGGACACGUGGACCCUUUUUUAUUUUCUUUUCAUUGAGAAGAUGAUUGGGUCUGGGUCUGGAUCUGGAUCUGGGUCGGGUAGGGAGAGGGGGGGGG
Messenger RNA from Macadamia integrifolia, 1508 nucleotides. RefSeq names its product basic leucine zipper 61-like. NCBI's taxonomy places the organism in Eukaryota, Viridiplantae, Streptophyta, Magnoliopsida, Proteales, Proteaceae. Gene Ontology annotation, molecular function: DNA binding; DNA-binding transcription factor activity. The record is from RefSeq and is a predicted model, not a curated record. Gene Ontology annotation, cellular component: nucleus. Bases 360 to 1289 code for a protein of 309 amino acids. The transcript has 4 exons. Gene Ontology annotation, biological process: positive regulation of DNA-templated transcription.